GAGGGGAAGCGCCGCCCCCGCCGCCGCCGAGCGCACGGGGCCAUGUCGGCUCCGCGGGCCGCGGCGCGGGAGCGCGGCCCGGGGCUGGGGCCGGAGCCGGGCAGCAGCACGCAGACAUCGCACCGGCUGCUGGCCUACAGCGACGCGCUGCUGUCCAUCAUCGCCACCGUGAUGAUUUUGCCGGUGGCUCACACAAAAAUACAUCCCGACCAGAAAUUAGGUGAAAGUGUUCAGCAACUUCUUCUAGCAAAAAUUGCAGUCUACUUGAUGACCUUUUUAAUAGUCACAGUGGCAUGGGCAGCUCAUGUAAGGUUGUUUCAGGUGAUAGAACAUAUAGAUGAUGUCCUGGCUCUUCUAAAUCUGGCUUGUAUGAUGAUCAUAACCUUCUUGCCAUAUACAUUUUCCUUAAUGGCCUCCUUUCCAGGGGUACCUUUUGGCAUCUUCCUGUUCAGUGUCUGUGCUGUUGUCAUUGGCCUUAUACAGGCUGUGAUAGUAGCAUAUGGAUUCUAUCACCCACACUUACUUAAUCAACAGAUACAGGAGUCUGAAAAUCAGAAUUUCUAUAAACAUCAUAUCUUAAAGAUUAUCCUAAGAGGACCAAUUUUAUGCUUUUUAGCAGCCAUCUUUUCUUUUUUCUUUAUUCCUUUGUCUUACGUACUUCUUGGACUUGUAAUAGUUUUUCCGCAUCUCACUCGAUUAAUUACAUGGUGUAAAAACAAAAUUCUUGGUCAGAGAGGUGAAGAGGAGGAACAUCAUAGCUUAGAAACCUUCACAUUUUACCUCAGUGAGCCUCUGAGUAAGGAACGAGUAGAAGCAUUCAGUGAUGGAGUCUAUGCCAUUGUAGCAACCCUGCUCAUUUUGGAUAUAUGUGAAGACAAUGUUCCUGAUCCCAGAGAAGUUGAGGAGAAGUUCCAUGGCAGUCUUCUUGAAGCUUUAAGUGAAUAUGGGCCAAACUACCUUGCUUACUUUGGCUCAUUUGUGACAAUUGGUCUCCUGUGGUUUGUCCAUCACUCUCUUUUCCUUUAUGUAACAAAAGCUACCCGGUUAAUGGGACUGCUUAACAUACUUUCCUUGGCUUUCAUUGGUGGGCUUCCUCUAGCAUACCAGCUGACCAGUGAAUUUGCAGAAAAGUCUCAUAAUGAAAUAGAAGCCAUUCAGGUCAGCUGUGUUAUCACUUUCUUUGCCAGCAUAUUUCAGUUUGCAAUAUGGACUACAGCCCUUCUCAAUGAAGAGGAAACUUUGCAUGCCUUUGCUCGAUAUGGUGGUAAGGAGCAUGCCUUCAUGUUUGCCAAGCUGGCUCUUUACCCGUGCGUAAGCCUGGGGGCCUUCUUUCUAACUUGCUUGUUAAGUGAAUUUAGCACAGCAAUUUUCCAUCUUAUGCAGAUUGUAAUCCCGUUCGCUUUUCUUGCCUUGCGCAUUUUUGUUAGAAUUUCUUUAACUGCCCUAAAGUCUGUGAUGUCUCUCUCCAGACGGAAGGUUGUGUUGUUAGAAGAAGAGGAGGCAUGUUUGUCUCCAAAUGAAACACUGUCCUAAAUUUCCGCACAGUGCAUGUGAAGUUAUGAGAUCAACUUCAGCUCCUCUGACUCGCAUUAUGUUUGUGUGUGGAUUAUACUGAUGUAAACCAAAGCCUGUAUUGACCAUAACUGGGGCAUAUUUAUGUUUAAGCUGGCCAUGCUCAAGACCCUUUCUCCAAAAUCUGCUAUUGAAAAUAUUGGAUAAAGAGGGGAUGCAAAGAAAAGCAUGUUCCCCUUCUUUUAGGAUUGCCUUAUAGAAAAAAAAUGCUGCUUGACAUGUAACUGCAGCAAUGAUCAAUUAAGAAGUACGCAGAUACCCAGGAAAAUGGCAGCCAAAUACAGAAGCUGGUUGAACUUCUAUGUAAGAGAAUGUGAGGCAUGGAAAACAGGGAGACAUCUGGAUUUCUGGAUGUUACAUCAUAGUAGAACAUAUGUGUGUACAAGUUACUGUUUUUGGGAGUUUUUUUAAAUUUUUUUAAAAGUUAAAUUUUUUAAUAGUUUUUUUCAAUGGUCUGUUCUGCUUAGCCACAAACAGGGGGUAGCAGUUGGAAAUCUAACUGUGUUUGAGUGGCUCUGUGUGAGUUUAGAUGGGAGUUGCAAUUGUGAUAGCAGUCUUCCAAGCCAUCUGAACACAAGUUCUUUGGCCAUAUCUAUCUUUUUUUAAAAAAGAGUCUAACAAAUGAAGAUUCAUGUGGCUUUGCAUCGAAGUUUUAACUAGCUUUGAUAUUUUCUGAGGGAAAAGAGCUCUGUGAUUACACGUAAGGUUUUUUCUGUUCUGCACUUCUCAUCUGAAGUGUUUUAAUUUCUCAGGCUUUUUGUGUCUGUUUUUUGUCUGGCAAUGGAACAUCCUUCUGUUAUUCAGAAGGCAUGGUGUCAUAUUCAAGGAGAGUAUGAGACUGCAGUGUGUGAGAGUUCCACAAUCAGGUAAGGGAGUUGAGGGAGUUGAGCUUUCUCCUGAGUUGUGGACAGCUAAGGG
This is a messenger RNA of Pyrgilauda ruficollis (rufous-necked snowfinch), 2490 nucleotides long. It is a transcript of the gene TMEM175, whose product is annotated as transmembrane protein 175. Gene Ontology annotation, molecular function: potassium ion leak channel activity; proton channel activity. The coding region runs from base 43 to 1533 and encodes 496 amino acids. The transcript is spliced from 10 exons. NCBI's taxonomy places the organism in Eukaryota, Metazoa, Chordata, Aves, Passeriformes, Passeridae. Gene Ontology annotation, cellular component: lysosome; endosome. The record is from RefSeq and is a predicted model, not a curated record.